GUGACAAGUAUUCUUAAAAAAAGCUUUAAUAAAUUUAAAUAAUUAAUACAACAAAAACAAAACAAUUAAAUUUACUUAUUAUUUAAAAACAAAUAGAAAAAAAAAAACAAUGAUUUUUGGAAUUUUAAUUCUUAUAUUAUUAGCCAUAUUGGCGUAUAUUUAUUAUACAUUACGUAAGCGUUACAAUUAUUGGCAAUCGGUGGGCAUAGCCUGUGAAAAGCCUACAUUUGUACUGGGCAAUAUUACCGGCACCGGCUCGAGACGUUCUUUUGCCGAAAUCUGGCAGACAUUUUAUGAUAAAUAUAAAAAUACUGGACCAUUUGCGGGAUUUUAUUGGUUUUUCAAACCAGCAGCCUUUGUAUUCGAUCCGGCACUUUUAAAAUUGAUUUUAAUAAAAGAUUUCUCCAAAUUUGUGGAUCGUGGUAUAUUUGUAAAUGAGAAAGAUGAUCCGUUGUCGGGUAAUCUGUUCAAUUUGGAGGGUAAUAAAUGGCGUCAUAUGCGCACUAAAUUAUCACCCACUUUUACAUCGGGCAAAAUGAAAAUCAUGUUCCCCAUUAUAACCGAUAUAAGUAAAGAAUUUGUAAAGGUUUUCGAUAAUGCGGUAAAAGAGAGUGAAGUGUUGGAGGUAAGUGAUUUAAUGGCACGUUUUACCACCGAUGUUAUAGGCACUUGUGCCUUUGGCUUGGAAAUAAGCAGUUUAAAAGAUCCCAAUAAUAAGUUUCGAAUGAUGGGCCGUAAAUCACUGCUAGAACAACGUUAUGGCAAUUUGGGUAUAGCUUUUCGCAACAGUUUUCCCAAUUUGGCUAGAAAAUUGCAUAUGAAAGAUACUCUACAAGAUGUCGAGGACUUUUUCAUGGGUAUUGUUAAGGAAACGGUGCGCUAUAGAGAGGAGAAUAAUAUAAAACGUAAUGAUUUUAUGAACAUGUUAAUCGAAAUGAAAAAUAAUAAAUUAAUGAAAUCGGAAACGGGUGAGGAGAUGACUACUCUCUCCAUAGAGGAAGUGGCGGCUCAAGCUUUUGUAUUUUUGGUGGCUGGUUUUGAGACUUCUUCCACUACCAUGGGUUUUGCUCUAUACGAAUUGGCUCAACGUCAGGAAAUACAGCAAAGAGCACGAGAAGAAAUUAUAGAAGUUUUAGAGAAACAUAAUCAGGAAUUCAGCUAUGAAGCUAUGAAGGAAAUGGUGUAUUUAGAACAAGUUUUAUUAGAAACUUUACGUUUACAUGCUAUUGUACCCAUAUUGAAUCGCUAUGCUGAAGAAGACUAUCCAGUACCGGGUCAUCCUAAUUUUGUCAUCAAAAAAGGCAUGUUGGUGUUAAUACCAGCUGCUGCCAUUCAUCGUGAUGAACGUUACUAUCCCAAUCCUAAUGAAUUUAAUCCCGAUCAUUUUACUCCCGAAAAGGUAGCUCAACGUGAUUCAGUUUUAUAUAUACCUUUCGGUGAUGGUCCUCGCAUAUGUAUUGGUAUGCGUUUUGGUAAAAUGCAGGCAUUAGUAGGUCUGGCGGUUCUCUUGAAAAAUUUCAAAUUUUCAGUAUGUGAUAAGACGCAAAUUCCUCUUAAAUAUGAUAAGAAGAACUUUUUAUUAAGUGCUGAGAAGGGGGUGUAUUUAAAAGUCACUAAACUUUAAACAAAGAUUAAGAAAAAAACAUAACAAAGAGCUAGAUUUAAAAAAAUCAUAUUAUUUUUUUUGUAUUAUUAUUAUUUUUUAUUUGUACAUAUUAACAUAUUAUUAAUUUAAUUUGCCAUACACUUUGUAUUA
Lucilia cuprina (Australian sheep blowfly) is the source of this 1756-nucleotide messenger RNA. Its product is annotated as cytochrome P450 6a9-like. Bases 110 to 1624 code for a protein of 504 amino acids. The transcript is spliced from 2 exons. Lineage: Eukaryota; Metazoa; Arthropoda; Insecta; Diptera; Calliphoridae. The record is from RefSeq and is a predicted model, not a curated record. Gene Ontology annotation, molecular function: heme binding; oxidoreductase activity, acting on paired donors, with incorporation or reduction of molecular oxygen; iron ion binding.